AUGGUGGUGAAGAAUCAGACGGUGGUCACGGAAUUUCUCCUCUUGGGUUUUGGAGACCUCCAUGAUCUCAAAAUUCUACUUUUUGUCUUCCUUCUGAUUAUUUAUGUCAUGGCUUUAACAGGAAACUCCCUUGUCAUUGUCUUGGUUAUGAUCAGUCAGAAUCUUCGCUCUCCCAUGUACUUCUUUCUGUCCCAGCUGUCCUUGUCUGAAUUCCUCUUCACCAGCAAUAUUCUGCCCGGCAUGUUGUGGCUAACACUAACAGGUGGUGGAAAAAUAUCCAUCAUCAGAUGUUUUUUGCAAUUUUAUCUGCUAGCAGUAUGCACCAUCACUCAAUGCCUGCUGCUAACCACAAUGUCCUUUGACCGCUACGUGGCCAUUUGUAAGCCAUUAAAUUAUACCCUCAUUAUGACCUUUGGACUUCAACUUCAGAUCAUCACGUUAUGUUGGUCAUCAGGAUUUAUUUUAUCAAUUGUACUAUUUGGUUUCCUAUAUAGGUUAGAAUUCUGUGGUCCAGAUACCAUCAAUCAUUUCUACUGUGACAUUGGUCCUGUUCUAGAACUUGCAUGUUCCGAUGUUUCUUCUGCUAAGCUGGUUACCUCCAUGUUGUCAACUCCUCUUGUUGUCUGUCCAUUUUUGCUCAUCACAGCCACCUAUAUUUCCAUCUUCUACACCAUCAUGAAGAUCUCAUCCUCCAUCAGAAGACAAAAGGCCUUCUCUACAUACAGUUCCCACCUCACUGUAGUUUGCCUAUACUUUGGCAGCUUGGCAUCUAUAUAUAUAUUCUCACCAAAAAUCAGUUCUUCCAAUACAAAAAAGAAUUUGUCUUUAAUAUAUAUCUUGGUGACUCCAUUAUUCAACCCUCUGAUCUACAGCUUGAGGAACCAGGAUAUUAGAGGGGCCAUUGCGAAACAUAUACACCUUUUCUGCACCUAG
Molecule: messenger RNA, 933 nt
Organism: Staurois parvus
Lineage: Eukaryota; Metazoa; Chordata; Amphibia; Anura; Ranidae
Source: the annotation of a GenBank genome assembly